Molecule: messenger RNA, 9739 nt
Organism: Lymnaea stagnalis (great pond snail)
Lineage: Eukaryota; Metazoa; Mollusca; Gastropoda; Lymnaeidae
Source: the annotation of a GenBank genome assembly
UUGUACCUACUUGAUCGAUUUCGUUGAAUCAUUUGUUGGAUUACGGCAUUCAUUUUCAAUUUGUAUUUUUAAACUGUUAAUGUUUCUUACGCUACUGUUUUAGUGCAUUUUCGCUGUGAUGCCCUGGCGUAGUGUUUAUCAUUUAUCAAAGUGUUGCCCAUGCAGCAGGGCCGGCGCUAGGGGGUGGCGAACAGGGCUACCACCAAUGGUUCCGCGAAGCCCUUAUAAUUUGAGCCAUGCCGUGCCUUCUCAUAGUUCGUAAUUUCCAGGCUUUAUAUAUAUUUGAGUACACUAUAGAGCCCCCUUAAAAGCUUUUAGCGUAGUUAGCUUUGUGGUUUUCAGACUUAUUUUUUGGCAAGCAUGAUAUGAGAUUAGCAAAAACCGUGAGAUUAGCAACAACCAUGGGAUUAGCAACGUCCAUGUGAUUAGCAAAAACCGUGAGAUUAGCAACAACCAUGAGAUUAGCAAAAACCAAGCCACAAUGUGUAAUUCGGCUAUAACAGGGUUGUUUUUUUGCUGUUUUUUAAGAUCCAUUAUAACAAUGAUGUGUCCCAUUAUACCCAGUAAGAUCCAUUAUAACAAUGAUGUGUCCCAAGUCCCAUUAUACCCAGUAAGAUCCAUUAUAACAAUGAUGUGUCCCAUUAUACCCAGUAAGAUCCAUUAUAACAAUGAUGUGUCCCAUUAUACCCAGUAAGAUCCAUUAUAACAAUGAUGUGUCCCAUUAUACCCAGUAAGGUCUCAAGUAUGACCAAUGACGUGUCCCAUUAUACCCAGUAAGAUCCAUUAUAACAAUGAUGUGUCCCAUUAUAGCCAGUAAGGUCUCAAGUAUGACCAAUGACGUGUCCCAUUAUACCCAGUAAGAUCCAUUAUAACAAUGAUGUGUCCCAUUAUAGCCAGUAAGGUCUCAAGUAUGACCUAUGACGUGUCCCAUUAUAGCCAGUAAGGUCUCAAGUACGACCAAUGACGUGUCCCAUUAUAGCCAGUAAGGUCCAGUAUAACCAUUACGUGUCUUUAUGUCAGAUCAUCCCGGGUGUAUAAUGUCAAAGGCCCCGCAAAAUUUAACUUGCCCAAGUCCCGGCAAUCCCCCUGGCGCCGGCCCUGCAAGCAGCGGAUAUCCAGCUUUUCCUUCUCUCUGACCAACCAACCGUCCGAGCUUUAAGAGCCUUCUUCAACAGACGAGCUUCGCUUUUGUUUUGCCCUACUUCCUGGUAUCGAACUGAAGCCCACGAGUAUGUAUGUCACGCCCUGGUGUCCACACACCUUACCACACAGCCAAGUUCUUUCAAAGCAGGUAACAUUCUGAUGGCUCAUCUCGAUGUCGGUAAACGGGCAGGUACAUCUGAGUCGAUCUUUACACAAGUGACUGGUGCUUUGAUUCCGUCACCUUCCUUGCCGCUUGUUUGAUUUUAAUUCAUAUAUUUACAUGGAUUGUUUUAAUCGCUUUGUACACUUUUGUAAACUUUUGUAACUGUUUAUCACGACCCAAGCUGGUAAAGUGGGCAUGGCAUUGGAUGUCCUUUUUUUAGUGUGUUUAAAAUCUCUUCUUUGUUUUACAUGCACUGUAGUGGGACGCAGUGAUAAAAUAAAGUUGCUGCGAUAUAGUCUUGUUCAAGAAUUUAAUUUGAAGUAGAAACCGGACAAAUGUAAGCCAUACAUAUUUAUCGGUCGCUGAGUAUACAUAGGCAUAUAAUAGAAGAAGUAAUAUAUAUAUAUAUAUUUAUGUAUACAAAAGUAUACGGGAUUGAAAAGGCAGAUUUAAGUAAAACAAACAAUUAAAUAAGCAUAUGAAAACUUCAUAAAAAUAACGUUUUAAAAGAGUAUUACUUCUGCCGACGUGAAGACUUCACAGCGCAGAGCUACUCCCACCAUCGUUCCGUCAAGGUCACAUCUACCUCAGCCCAAUCUGUCGAGCUAUUUAUAUUCAACAGCACGCAGACUAACUGCUGUGCAUUUUUGGAGAGCUGUACCGGCGUUUAGGAAAUUACUCAUCGCCUGCCUCGAUGUCGAGAGAUUGGAACUGAUGUCAUGCGGUGACCUUAAUCGUGAUACUUUUUUGCGUCAGCAGGUUAUAUAACAGUGGUUCUUAACUUGGGUUCGAUCGAACCCCAUGGGUUCGGGUGAGUCAGUCUCAGGGGUUCGGGGGAGGUCCAAAAAAAAUCAGGAAAAAAAAAAAUGUGUUCCUAUUAAGAAGGGUUCGGUGAAUGCGCAUAUGAAACUGGUGGGGUUCGGUACCUCCAAAAAGGUUAAGAACCACUGCCCUAUGGCCUACUAUUCAAGUAAUGUUAUGAAAAGCAUUAUGGCCUAAGUGGGCCAAUGAAUUUUUACCAGUUUCUUUCGGGUAAUUUUCCGCGGGGAGUGGGGGUAGUAUUUCAGGCGUUCUGGGGCGUGGGGCGGGGCAUUUAUUAGCACCGAAAUUGGGAAUUUUUAUGCCCAGGGCCAGCUCUGACUUCGUCGUCACCGCCAUACUUAACCAUAAAUCCAUUCAUGGUAGUGAAGCCCCCUGCGGGUAUACUUUUAGCCCCAGCUCAUUUUCGUCCCUAGAAUCUUUAUACUCCAACUACGUAUACCAAACUAAAGGAACAUCAUUAUCGUGUCCUUUCGAAGGCGUAAUAUCGUGGGUUAAAAUUGGGAGAUGUGCUAUCCACUGAUUUUUAAAUCAAAUUAAUUACCAAAGUCGUUCACUAUUCAUUAACAAUAUAUAUAUAGCAUGAUGCCUCUAAAGGAGAGAGUCUCCUAGAAGCGAGGGGCCCCCUAGAAACGUGAGGCCCUGUGCCAGUGCCCGGUGGGUCCAUGCCUUAAGAUCGCACUGGGGAAGAGGGGUGGAGGGGCGUGUGCGGUAGAUCUGAGGCUGUCGUCAAGGUAAAUCCAGUACGCACAGGUGUCUAUAACUUGUUAAAAGGUGCUACAAAUCAGAGUUCAGCAACAUUUGUUUCACUCGCGGAAAGCCUAGUGGCGUAGGCAAGGGUUCGGAGUGGGCGGUCCGCACUGGGCGGCAUUUUUUUUUUCUUAUAUUGAGGGGCAACAUUUUAGGCCGACUGGAGAGUUUUUUCGUGGCACUAAACCUGAUUACUCCACUUGGCACACCCACUCCGCUGGGCACACCCACUCCACCGGGAACAUCCGCUCCACCGGGCACACCCACUCCACCGGGCACACACACUCCGCUUGGGCACACCCACUUCACUGGGCACACCCACUUCACUGGCCACACCCACUUCACUGGACACACCCACUCCACUGGGCACACCCACUCCGCUGGGCACACCCACUCCCCUGCGCACACCCACUCCACAGGGCACACCCACUUCACUGGGCACACCCACUUCACUGGGCACACCCACUUCACUGGACACACCCACUCCACUGGGCACACCCACUCCGCUGGGCACACCCACUCCGCUGGGCACACCCACUCCACUGGGCACACCCACUCCACUGGGCACACCCACUCCACAGGGCACACCCACUCCAUAGAGAACACCCAAGUCCUUUCCGAGAAUUUUGAGGCACACUGAAAGUAAAAACAAAUUUCCAUUCGAUCAAAUUACCGUCGAUCAAUUUACCAUCGUCGAAAUUUCUUUCGAUUAAAUUUCUGGUGACCGCUUUUAUUUUAUGCUUUCCUUCACCGGGGGGGGGGGGAUUUUGCGCGGCACACUGGUUGCGGGGCUCUGAUAUAAAUUACACGCAUGUCCGGAUUUAUUUAAAAAUAAAUCGUUAAACCGAAUUUUAAAAAAAAAAAUAUAUUUAUGCAUUUGACAAAAACUGUCGAAAAACAAAUGAAAAUGUUUUUAAAUUGUUUAAAAUUUUAAACUAGAAAUAAAAUUAAGCCAAAACAGACAAAUGACGAACUGGAUUUAUGGCUUCAAAGUCAUUCACGUCUGUGAUGACAUUUUCAAUUCAAACUUUUUUGUUAUCAGAGGCUAUGAGAGUCUAUUGGUAUUUUUCAUCAACACCAUCAUUUUGACUCCAGUGUGCAACAUGCUAAUGGUGUUUAUUUUAACCCAAUAGAGACAGUAUAUUUAUCCGAAAAUGUAUGACGUCGUUGUUAUGAACUCACCCUUACCAGUUAGAGGCUAUACCAUGAGGUCACUGCUGACUAUGAGUAAUGUAAUAAACAAAUGCCGAGCACAGAACCACAAGUCACGCGAAUGCGAUGGUGGGAAUGGAGAUGCAAGAGGCAUGAGGGGGGCGCAAUGUUCACAUGGUUUGUAAGGAAAUGCCGUUAGCAGAGGAGACGCAGUGUUUGAGAUUGUAAUGAAAUGGGUUAAGUAAGGACGCAACCAAACUUGACAUGCGAAAAAGGUUGUUUUUAGAAUCAAAGCCUAAUGACCGUUGAACUGUCAUUUUUCCAGUCAUAUUAUUGAUCAACAUAAUUAUAAUUGUGUUGCUAACAUUACAACUUCACAAUGUAUUUUAUACAUUUUUUUAUGACGUGGUAGGAUAAUGGUUCCCACAAUGAUACAAUUAUAGCAAUGUCUUUUUGCUAUAGAUUCCACAUGAAUUAACCCCAACAAUGUCCAUUGAGCAAUGAAUAAGCUAAUCGCCAAGUUACGUGAAGAAACGACUAAAUUAUUAUUAUUAUUAUUGUUGGUGGUGGUGGUUUUAUAUAGCGCGAUACCCCAGCCUAGGGCUUGGCUCACCACGCUGUACAUACAAUUUAACAAACGUAAUCAUGAACUUAAAAAUUAAGCAUAAAUUGAUUAAAUAAACAAAAAAAAAAUGUAUAUUCACUCCACACAUUCAAGAACUAUUUACAUGUAUAGCCAUGGACGGCUACCCAGCAGCAUCGUUUAAGCGAUUUGGGGGGGGGGGGGNGGGGGGGGGGGGGGGGGGGGUAUCAGUCAGGAUAGUAACGUUUAAAGAGAUGUGUUUUGAGUGCAGUUUUGAAGGCUGUGCUUUCAUUAUGGCCAGUGUUCGAUUUAUUCUUAAUAAACAUUUUAAACCAGACACUCAAAAAUGGAUCCUUAUCAUAUAUUUUACUUUAGGAAAACCUCACAAUGGGCAACUAGUCCUCCUAACUGAUGAGAGUCAGAUACACCCUCAUCGAACAAAGGUAAUAUACUUGUUCGGGUCAUAGAUUUCACAAGCUUCGUGACACCCCCCCCCACCCUCCACCCCCAAAAAAAACCGAGAAAGAUGAUUAAGGCUGAAACCAAACCAAGCGAAGACCGCUGGGGGAAACAAAUGCACCAAAAACUGAAACUAAAAUAGUUUUAAUGCCUAUAUAUGUAAAAACAUUUUUACGAUACAACUCAGUAUUUCAUUAGUUCUAUUUGGCCACCAGUUCAUUUACCGCAUUUCUUCUUUCCUUGGCAAGCGUAAAUACUCUCUGACAUGCAGUGAAGUAGUUACAUAUCCUUCUUCCCACAAUAGAGUUUACAUGUAUCACACAACUUACAUAUCCCUCUUCCUACACCAGUGCUUACAUGUAUCAGACAGCUUACAUAUCCCUCUUCAUACACCAGUGCUUACAUGUAUCAGACAGCUUACAUAUCCCUCUUCCUACACCAGUGCUUACAUGUAUCACACACGCACUUGAGCGUAGCUAGGGAAAGCGCCACUCAGGAUGGGCCAAGAUUUUUUUCCGCCUCACUACCACGAAAAACCUCUGUAGUUGGAGGAAAAUGGCGUCCCUUCAAGUAAAGAAAAGAAAGGGCCGCCCACACGUGCCACCUCCUCCGAGUUUCGACUGCGCAGGGGCCGCUACUGGUCUUAGCCCGGCGCUGCUGGCAACGUUCUUAAAGGCUGCAGAAAAAUAACUAUAUGUUAAGCAGAUAGUGCCUCUAAGUAUUUUGUUUUUAAUUGAUUUAGAAUUGUCCAUGUUAUAAUUAUUUUGAGCAAUUGCCCCCCAUGUCAUGGUAAGAUUUUCAUAUCUUCCUUUGUUGCAGGCAUUUCAACAUUCAGUAUUAAAAAAAACAAAACAACUAUUGGAACAGAAGCCGUGUUAAACACCUGCUGUUGAAGCCAAACCGGUUAAAAUGACAAGCUCUGAAAUGUCUCUGGGAUCUGAACACGUGCAGAGACUGCUCCAGUGCGCCGUGUGCCUAGAGAGAUUCAAACAGCCUAAGAUCCUCCCGUGUCAGCACACUUUUUGCCUGACCCCGUGCUUGGAAGGACUGGUCGACAGGAGAACACGAUCCAUUCGAUGCCCAGAAUGCCGUGCCGACCAUUUUGUUCCCCGGAACGGCGUCACCAGCUUCCCCAACAACCUUACCGUCAUCGGGUUUCUCGAGCUGUCAGGUUCUUCUGGCAGAGCCUUGGAAAACAUGUCGAGAAGUGAGGCCGGGGAAGUUCUGCAGACAUCACGCAUUCGAGAGUUGCUGCAGCCUCAGAGAGCUUCAAGUCCGCAGCAGAUUCCCCAAGACGCAGCGGGCGCCGAAGGACCAGGCUGUGCAGUAUGUCGUAAUGAGGGACGGAUCACACGGUGCUGUCAUUGUGAUCAACUGGUCUGCGAAAUAUGCCGUCGUGGUCACAUGCAACAGGUAGAAUACUUCUUUUGUUAGUUUUAGCGUUGCCGGGUCGAUCUAACUGAUGUACAAAUAAAAUAAUCUGAUAUAUAUUUUUUUAACGAGGAUCACCUAUAGCCUAGCGGGAACAAAAAUUAUUAUUUCGAUUCACGAAUUCCCAUGUAACGUUCAUCAGUUAUAAACAUCUUAAGUUAUAUCAAAUAAAGUUCACAUUAAAAUUAGGGAUUGGGCUUAUUAUUUUCCUUUCAUAAUCGCUUUUAACAGUAUGCCAUAAUUAUAAUGUUAUCUCAACAGGUCAGAGCUGAUGUAACAAGAAUGAUCAGCCAAGUUCGACGUGGCAUGCCCCAUAUUUCAGAACAGAUUAUCGCUAUAGGCAGAAAGGGCAGCCAACUGCAAAGCAACUGUGAAAGUGUGAAAGUAGAAAUCACGGAAGCUCUAGAGAAACAUAUAAGAGAAUUAAAGAUAAGAGAAAGAACUUUAAGAGAAGACGUAGACACAUUUUUGGCCGGCGAGCUCCGGAAUUUAAGGACACACCAGGAAAAUGCCGAAGUAGAGAUCGCCAGCCUUACUAGUUUCUGUGACACGGCUGAAUCUUUCCUAAGCACGGGGCGUCCCGUACCAGAAGGGGAUUUAGUUGAGAUGAGAGGCCAGUGCUUUGAACACCUUGAGAAUGUUCAGUGUUACGAGGACGGCACUAUUAGACCUCCAAAUGUCAAGCAAAUUCAAGCAUCUCUGGAAAGCCCGUUUCUAUCAUCCACAAUCAGCAACUUUGGAGAUCUUGUCAUCACGACAAGGGCGAACCAAACACAAAGGCACACGUCUGUAGAUGAAAGACUUGAACCCGUACACAGAUCACUGACGUCUUUACUACCCCAGGGCAACGUGAGUGCGAGCAGACUCAGCGAUGCUUAUCAAGGGGAGGUCAGGGCAUUGUCCGUGUCCCCUAGAUCAACAUUUUUAUCUACUCUCAUGGACAGCAGUGCAUUGGACGAGAGCUCACAGACAGACCCAAGGACAUUAGCUAGUUCCCCUGGAGUUUCGCAAAGGCAAUUAUCUUCACCCAAUCGAACUUCUCAGGUAAAAAUUCAAAUUUUUAUAUUUCUUAAUUUUCGUUAACUACUUUUAUCUUUUUUAAAAACUACAAGUAAAUCAUUUUAAUAAUUUGAAUAUGUGUAAUGAGUGUCUACCUUGGAUUUUAAAAAAACACAAAAAACCAAGAGUGUAGUUGAAAAUAAGGUGAAAUUGCUAAAAGACUUUUGUUUUAAUAGGUCCGGUUUGAGGAAGAAGAACCUCCAGCUGACAACUCAAGAUGGAACCUUGCGCUCCAGCCAACACACCCCCACAGAAGAAGUAGGUACGAGAGAAGGUCGGACACAAGAAUCACAUCCACUCCUGGCGGAAGGCUUCAGACCCUUUCUCAGAUGCGUGAUCGAACUCGCCACCUUAGCCUCGGGGCUCUACCAGCCACCAAUGAAUAUUCUGAAGAAAAUACACCAGAGAGGGAUACUGAAGGUCCGGUCGGUAGAUCGUUUAACAGACCCGCAACGAAUGAGGAUAGAGAGGAGGUUUCUCCCGGUGGCGAUCUCUCUGUCACAUUUCCAGGAGCACGCUCUUACAAUUUCCUUCCCUCGACGCUGCGCUACAACGCCUCGGCCGCAGAUGCUGGCGACAGCCAAAGUGAUCCAGUUUCCGGUUUCAACAGCAACAGCCCCAGUAUAUAUGUGAAUACACCACGAAACAAGUACAACCAAAAGGGUACGGCGGUGGUGAGGUUUGGACAGAGGGGAAAUGAACCUGCUAGUUUCACCUGGCCCAGGGGUGUGUCCGUGUCUCCUUUAGACGACAACAUUUAUGUCUCUGACAGCAGCAACCACAGAGUCCAGGUGUUUGACAACUCUGGAAAGUUCUUGAAGACAUUCGGGCAGUACGGUCAGAGCGAGGGCGAAUUUGACUGCCUUGCGGGUGUAGCAAUAAAUGGAUUGGGCCAGGUGAUCAUUGCAGACAGGUACAACCACAGGGUCCAGGUAUUUGAUAGAAAUGGUCGAUUUCAGAGUGCCUUUGGAUGCGAAGGAUCCGGAGAAGGCCAGCUCAACUACCCAUGGGGUGUGGCGUGCGAUAACAUGGGCUUUAUAUACGUCUGCGACAAAGAAAACCACCGCAUUCAAGUCUUCCAGUCCAACGGAAAUUUCGUAAGGAUGUUUGGACACUUUGGGAGUCGUCCGGGUCAGUUUGAAAAUCCCCAUUACAUUGCUGUGAGUCCUGACAAUAAGGUCUACAUCAGUGACAGCAGUAAUCACAGAAUACAAGUUUUCAGCAUGUAUGGAGAUUUCCUUUUCGCCUUCGGCAGCUGUGGGGUUCUCAGGGGACAAAUGAAAUUCCCAAGAGGAAUAGCCAUUGACAAUCAAGGAUUUGUUGUAGUAGCUGACAGUGGCAACAAUAGGAUCCAAAUAUUUCGAGCUGACGGCAGAUUCUACUCCAUGUUUGGCAGCUGGGGUAAUGAAAACGGACAGUUCAAAGGGCUGGAGGGUCUUACCAUCCUGGCCAAUGGGAAUGUUGUGGUUAGUGACCGAGAAAAUCAUCGCAUUCAAAUUUUUUAACGUUGAAACGUUCACAGUAGCACUGACCAUGUUUCUGUUGUGCGGUGUUAUAAAUACUGUAUUAAAAUGUGUACCGCCCAUCCCAGUUUGCAUAUAGUUCAUUCCUAAGGUGAUGUGUAAACCAGUUAUAGAGUGAUUAUUACAUUGCUGUAAGUUGUACAGAAACUGAAUUUUUAAUUGAAAAUUGUGAAGUUUAUUUUGUUAAGAUUAGGGUUGAGUCACAGAGUAUUACAGAAACUAAAGCCAAACAAUGCAUUUUAAGGAUGUCACAAGCAAACAUCAUUUCAUGACUAAAUGAUUCCUGAUACUUAAGCUGUCUCAUGUUUCCUGAUCUUUGUGUUCCAAAACAUAUAAUUAAAAUAUUUGUUGAAAUUUCAUUAAUACAAUGAUACAGUAAUGAUGCAGCUUUAAAGUUUAAAGUGUUACUUUAAAAAUAUCAUGAUGUCUUCUUUACAUCUUUCCAAAUUUAUCAUUGACUCUUGAAUGUGCAAAAAUUGGUGUGAUACCUAAAAAUUUGUGUUAAUUAUAUUUUGUAACUCUGUUUUUUUUCUGUGUGAUAAAUACUUUUUCCACUAUAGUGAUGUGACAUUGGCAGGCACACUAGUAAGUGAUGGAAUAGAUAAAAUUGUACUGAAGCAUCGUGUAGAGUGAUUUGUUUAAUGGAGUGUUGUAAAG